CAACUCGAAAGCAACGUUUGUUGUCCUCUCCUCUUCCCUUAUGUACACAAACCAAAUGUUCUUCUCUUCGGUUACAAUGUUCAUAAAAGAGUUUCCGUUUCUACCAAUUCCUUUUGUCUUUCGUUUUACGCGUCCCUGCGACGCUAACCCUAGACGAUGAAGUUCGUUCUACACCGAUCAACAACUCUGCUAUUUUUCGAUGUCCAAGGAGCCAAGUCACUGUUCUUAGUUUCCCCAAGAUCUUGAACUCUCCUGAUCUGUUGUAGGAUUAGGCUUUCGAUAACCAAUUCCAGUUGUUUGAUACAACAAGCUCAGAUGGAACUUCGGUGGUGUCGUCGAAGAGUUCUAUGCUCGAUUCACUUCUUUGCUAGAGUUUUCUCAAACUUCUGGUGAUCUUUCCUCAUCAACAAAUUCCUACUGUACGCCAUUGCCUACUUUUAUUUGGGUUUGAGAAAUUGAAGAGUCUGCUUGAUUCACUUCUUUGCUUGAGUCCACGUGAUGCAGUGCUCAAAACUGUUAUUUUGUGGUUAUGUUGUUUGGAAUUUGUUGUGGCAGAGAUGCUCUUUAUAAGAUCUGGGUUUGAGAAAGGAUAAGAAAAAACCUCAUGUCGGCGCAGAUGAAGAAGAUUGCCUCUUUUCUCGCUCAUGUCGGCGCCAAAACUUCUUGUGAAUAGUGUAUUUCUAUUUUGAAUUUGAUCCAUUAUGAAGUUCAGUGCGCAUUUAGCUAGAUCUGGCAACUCUUAGGUAUAGAAAUUCUGUUUGGCUGCUAGGAAAGUGGUAGGAACUGAGAAAAAUUAUUAUUUGAUUCUGGGAUUUUUUUGGCCACAAUUUUUAUUUCCUAAAUAGCUCUCUUAAGAUCAAUCAUUUUAGAUUUGGUAAAUGGGAUGAUCUUGCAAAUAUUAAUGGUCUGUCUAAUCUAUUGUUUCCAUUGUAUCUGGUAAGAAUGGAUUAUGGAUUUGAUACCUUCAAUUGCUUGUUCAAUCCUAAAACCCAGAUCUGGGUUUAAGAGAGGAAGAAGAAGGGAGAAAAGAGAGAGAGAGAAAGAAUACGAAGAAGAAAGAAGAAGGACGAGCAAAGAAAGAUAGGUGGAAAGGAGGAAGAAGAUGAAGUUUGAGAGAGAACCCAGAUCUAGGUUUACAGAGGUAAGGGAAAAGGAAAGUCAUUUCAAGAGACUAACUGAUCAUGUUGAGCUUAGGAGCGGCUAUAGUAGUGAAGUGCACAUAUCGGGUUUUGGUGGAAACGAAAUCAGAACUCAUUUCGGUGGGAUUGUCCUUAAAUAAAAAUAAUGAAAAAGUCUCAUGGCUGAAACUUUUAGAUUCUGCUGCACUUUUUUGGGCCAUUGUUGGUCCGAAAAAGUGCAGGAGAACAUUUUUAUUUUUUAUUUUCCCAAACCGUGCAAGAUUCGUUUUACCUCUGUUCACAUAACAUGCUCUAAAUGUCUUGAGUGCCAUUGAAUCUCACUGUUAAAUGAAUAAUGUUAAGUGUA
Molecule: messenger RNA, 1485 nt
Organism: Rubroshorea leprosula
Lineage: Eukaryota; Viridiplantae; Streptophyta; Magnoliopsida; Malvales; Dipterocarpaceae
Source: the annotation of a GenBank genome assembly